AUGCGUGAUAUGCAAGGGGAUUUGAAUGAACUGCCUCAAGAGUUUGAAACUUUUUUUGAAAAUUCUGGAAAACCUUUAUUUUCUGGAUGUAGUAAAUUUACAAAGUUAUCAUCAAUGCUUAAAUUGUAUAACUUAAAAGCAAAGAAUAGGUGGAGUGAUAAGAGUUUCACGGAGUUAUUGAAACUUUUAAAGGACAUGCUUCCUGAUGAUAACGAACUUCCUUGUUCAACUUAUGAGGCAAAGAAAAUGUUAUGUCCGUUGAGUAUAGACAUUGAAAGGAUCCAUGCAUGUCCAAACGAUUGUAUUUUGUAUUGGAAACAAUACAAAGACUUGCAUGUGUGUCCGAAGUGGGGAGCAUCGCGUUAUAAACAGAAAGGAUACGAUGAUGCAUGUGAGAAGAAGAAAGGUGCUCCUGCGAAGGUGUUGUGGUAUCUACCGGUGAUUCCAAGGUUCAAGCAUUUGUUUGCAAAUCCAAAUGAUGCAAACAAUUUGCAAUGGCAUGCUGUUGGUAGAAAAGAAGAUGGAAAGUUGAUACAUCCCGCCGAUUCUCCUCAAUGGAAGAACAUUAAUAUGAAGUUUCCUGAAUUCGGUUCCGAAAACCGAAAUCUUAGGCUUGGACUAUGCACAGAUGAAAUGAAUCCUCAUGGAAACGACAUAGAUGUGUACUUGACACCGCUUAUUGAAGAUUUAAAGAUACUGUGGAAUGAAGGUGUGGCGGUGUUUGAUGCUCAUAGCCAAACCAACUUCACCUUGCGAGCCAUGUUGUUCUGCACAAUCAAUGACUUCCCAGCAUAUGGUAACUUGUCAGGAUAUACUACUAAAGGGGCUAAGGCAUGCCCUAUUUGUGAAGAUGAAACAGAUGAUCUUUGGCUAAAUAAUAGUAAGAAAAAUGUGUUCAUGAGUAAUCGAACCUUUCUGCCUAUUGACCAUCCUUAUAGAAAGAAGAAAAAAGUUUUCAAUGGAAAAUCUAAGACUAGAGUGGCUCGCUUACCAUUAUCAGGGGAUGUCGUUUAUGAAAGAGUCAAAAACAUUGAUAUUGUGUUUGGAAAAACUUCAAAAACAAGUCAGAUGGGUAUUUGGAAAAAGAGGUCUAUAUUCUGGGAUUUACCAUAUUGGGAGCACUUAUUUGUUAGAUAUUGUCUUGAUGUAAUGCAUGUAGAGAAAAAUAUUUGUGAUAGCAUUAUCGGGACAUUGUUGAAUAUUCCAGGUAAGACGAAAGAUGGUAUAAAAGCUAGAAAAGAUAUGGUUGAAAUGGGGAUAAGGGAUCAGUUAACACCACAAGAAUCGGGAAAGAGGGCAUACUUACCUCCAGCUUGUUAUACUUUGUCUAAAAAGGAGAAAACAAGUUUUUGUAGCUGUCUGAAUGGUAUUAAGGUUCCUUCCGGCUAUUCAUCUAAUAUUAAAAAACUUGUUUCAAUGAAGGACCUUAAAUUGGUUGGUAUGAAAUCUCAUGAUUGCCAUGUGUUAAUGCAACAUAUGUUACCUGUUUCUAUUAGAGGCAUAUUACCAAACCAUGUUAGACAAACCAUUACCAAGCUUUGUUACUUUUUCAAUGCCAUUAGUAGUAAAGUUGUUGAUCCAAAUGUGUUAGAUUCGUUGCAAGUUGAUGUGAUAGUAACUUUAUGCCAAUUUGAAAUGUAUAUGUAUCCAUUUGAGAGAUACAUGGGAAUUUUGAAAGGAUAUGUGAGAAAUCGAUAUAGGCUAGAAGGGAGUAUAAUUGAAGCUUAUGGCGCUGAAGAAGUCAUUGAUUUUUGUACUGAUUAUUUGUCUAAUGUUGAGUCCAUUGGUGUUUCUAAAUCACGUCAUGAAGGAAGACUCACAGGAAAAGGUAUCAUUGGGUAUAAAGCUAUUAUACCAAAUGCAAAAAUGCGAAAUCAGGCUCAUCAUCUCGUACUACAGCACCUUUCUGAGGUUCAUCCAUACUUGGAUCAACACAUGUCUAUUCUGAGGAAACAAAAUCCUUCUAAGGGUGAAAGAUGGAUAACAAAUGAACACAAUAACACUUUUAUCAGCUGGUUCAAAGAUACAGUGUUCCAAGAGUUAUCUCAAGUGUCCAAUAAUAUUAGUGAAACCAUUCGAUGUGGAGUGACAUUAGUAGCACUAUCAAGAGACUUUUCUAGUGCUAAAGAUACUAACCCGGUAGAUACUGCUUUGUCAUACUAUGGAGUCAUUGAAAAAAUUUGGGAACUUGAUUAUAAGGUGUUUAAGAUUCCUCUAUUCCGAUGUUCUUGGGUUGAUAACAGACGAGGUGUUCGAGUAGAUGAUAUGAGUUUUACCUUAGUUGAUCUUGGUCAACUGGAUAUCGUGAUGAACCGUUUAUACUUGCAUCUCAAGCUAAACAAGUCUUCUAUGUUUCUAAUCCAAUUGAUAGUGAAGAUAACAUUGAUACCAGUUACAUGCGUACUGAUCAUGGAGAAGGAUUGUAGGUUGACCAUCCGAUAG
Molecule: messenger RNA, 2442 nt
Organism: Ipomoea triloba (trilobed morning glory)
Lineage: Eukaryota; Viridiplantae; Streptophyta; Magnoliopsida; Solanales; Convolvulaceae
Exons: 5
Coding region: 1-2442 (813 amino acids)
Source: RefSeq, a predicted model, not a curated record